This is a messenger RNA of Solanum lycopersicum (tomato), 1655 nucleotides long. Lineage: Eukaryota; Viridiplantae; Streptophyta; Magnoliopsida; Solanales; Solanaceae. The record is from RefSeq and is a predicted model, not a curated record.
AAAAUUGAAAUUGGUAAGAAGUAAUUAAUUAUUUUUUUGUAUUUUUGUAAAAUUUAAUGAAAAAAAAGUUAUUUAAAUUGAUUAAGUGACUUUCUAAGUGAAAUAUAAAUAGUUGGAUGACUUUCUAAGUAUAACACACCAAUAGUUGAAUGACUUUUGAGUUAAAAAACAAAGUUCAGUGACUUUCGAAGUAAACAAAUCAAAAUUGAGUGAUUUUCUAACUAAAUUAUUCAAAGUUGGGUGAUCAUAUAAGCUAUUAUCUCAUGAAUGGAGUGAAUAAUACAAUACUUCGUAUCCUUCCUAUCAAAUCUUUAGUUCUCAACUAAUUACUAUGAGAAAAAUUAAAUAUAGUAAGGUUAAAGGUCUGUGUAUAACAUGAAUUGAACUCAAGCUUCAUACGUCAAAAAAAAAUAUGAAAAAUUUUAUACCAUUUUUAAAUACUUAGCUCGUAUUUGAAUAAAGCAAUUCAUGUCUCACUCUUAACUUUUUUGGUAUAGUAAUUUUACUAAAUCCAAAAUUUGGAUGAGGACCGAGUAAUUAAAGCCAAAUGGAUCAAACAUCCCUAAAUUUCGAAAAUAAUUUUUAAAAAAAAUGUUUUUUCCUUCCUUUAAUGUACAGGUGGCAAAUUAUAAUUUGUAAAAACUACAAACAUUUAACUAAUUACCAAAAAGAACGUUUAAAAGAUUUCAUUUUUAUUUUCUCUAUUGAAAAAAAAAAACAGCUCAAUUUUCUAUUCUUUGAAUCUGAAAAUUACAAAUCCUUCCCCUCAGUCACCAUCAACAGAGAAAAUUUGUGUUGCAAGACGGUAUCAGAAACUUGAAGAAUAUUUGGUUCAAUGGCUACUGAAGAGUCUAAAGAAUGGCAUGUAGUAAAGAACUGGAGGAAUGCACAGAAAGAAAAAGAGAGAGAACGUCGUAGAAUACGCGAUAGGUUGAGAAGACAAACAAUGAGCAAUGAGGAGAGGGAAAAACACUUAGCUAGACGUCGAAGAAACUAUCAAUUGAGAAGACAAAAAGUUUUGAACAAUUCUUCAUCUUCAGUUUGUCAAAACUGUGACAGUACUACUAGUGCAGGUAUUCGUGUUAUGAAAUUCACUCUGUUAUUAACGCGUUAUUAUAAAAUCCUGGAUUCAUCUCUGGUCGUUGCAGGGUACUCUAAUGAAGACGAAAAUCAAGCAACUGUUCCUGUUUCUGGACUUGGGGUUCAGUUAUCUGAUGCUACAUUUCAUCCUGAAUUAUAUAAAUCACAAGAAGAUGCAUCAAGUGCAUUGCACAAAGGAGUUGAAGAAAGGAGUUAUAAAGUACAGAGAAUUCAAAACACUAUGCCAUUAUAUCAAAUAAGACAUCUUGCCAGAUUAUUGAAUUCUUUUUCAAGUAACAAUCAAGAAAUUGGGACCAAGGACAAUGUGAAUACAGAGAGUAAGUUUCUAACACAAACUUUUUUCAUGUCUUUUUUUUUUUUAAUUCGUUGUCUUUCUAUCGCGCUGAAUUUUAACUGAUAUUCAGGUAGAUCGCGAAGAGGCAUAAGGUUAAUUGAUGUUAAGCGUCUGGCACGAACGCUUAAUUCAAAUUGAAGAUUGUUUUCUCAUUACCUUAGCUGCAUUGUUGUUGUUGGUAAUAACAUUAAGGAUUCAACUGCAGUUUUUUGUUUGUUAA